Molecule: messenger RNA, 7193 nt
Organism: Schistosoma spindalis
Lineage: Eukaryota; Metazoa; Platyhelminthes; Trematoda; Strigeidida; Schistosomatidae
Source: the annotation of a GenBank genome assembly
AUGCUCAAAUUUCUAUUACACAACAGUUUCUGCAUACAUCUUAUCCUUGUAAUUAUUUGGGACAAUGUUGAAAUGCAAACUACUGGGAAUACAACAUCGAAUCGUUUGGGCAGAUCAACAUCGUCCAUGAUUAACUUCAGCGGUCUACCAAUAACACGAUUAUAUGUAAGUAUACCAGAAGAAUUAACACCUGGCAGCCUUGUUCUAGACUUGAAUAAACAUCCUAAAAUAAGUAGUUUUUUAACUGAUCAGAAUGCUCUUGUAAUUUAUAACACUGGUUCAUAUCGAUAUAGACUGUUGAAUGCAUUUGAUAGUUAUUUAUUUCGUGUAGGAUCAAAAACUGGUAAAGUGACUGUCGCUACUCGACUAGACCGAGAAGCAUUAUGUUCAAGUUUAAAAGCUCAAUUUUGUUGUAAUACAAGAUCUGGUAGUAUACCACCUCCAAUUUCAAGUGAAUCUGACUGGAAACUUAGAUCAUCAGAAAAUAAUCCAAGUCAACAAUGUUAUUUAGUUGUACACAUCAGUUUACAACCUGACAGUGAAACGAAUCAAAAUAAUGACAUUUUUGUCAAUUCGCAUCAACAAGAUAAAUCCAGUCGAGCAGCUUUAAUUUACCUCUACAUACAUUUAGAAGACAUCAAUGAUCAUACACCACAGUUUCCAUCACAUUCGAUUGAUUUAAAUGUUAUGGAAGAUACACCAGUUGGAAGUGUUCUACACUAUUUUAGAAUAUCUGAUCCUGAUAUUGGUUCAAAUUCUUUGGAAUCAAUUAAUUUAACUGUUAUUCCAUUACCAAAUUUAUCAUCUGAUCAGUCGACGAAAUUACAACAAACAAAUUUUUUAAUACCUGACUUAUUAAGUAAACCAUUUGAAGUGAUACUGACUAGAGAAGGUGCAACAUUCAGUUUAAAAAAUCAAUUAGAUCGUGAAAUUGUUCCAGCUUAUGACGUUACGUUGAUUGCUUUAGAUGGAAACAAACAAAAUUCACGUUCAAGUCAAAUUGGUUUUCGUGUACAUGUAGCUGAUGUGAAUGAUAAUUCACCUAGAUGGUUGAAACAAAAACCAUUAAAUGAUGCACAAACUUCAAACUAUGAACAAGAAAUUAAUUUAGAAAUAGAAAAUGACUAUCCAAGAUUUCUUGUAUCUGUACCAGAAAACACUCAAAUAGGUGCUCUGAUUUUCUGGCUUCAAGCACGUGAUGCUGAUAUAGGUGAAAAUGCACGUCUUCAGUAUUUAAUUGAUACAAGUGCACCUGGUGGAUUGGUUGGAGCAGAUUAUUUAUCAGUUCAACCAAAUACUGGUGAAGUAAGAUUGAGAACUCAACUAGAUUAUGAAACAAUUUCUAUGCAAAUAAAUGGUCCUGAAAUUGAUAUCCCAGUAAUGGUACACGAUAAUCCACGAAAUGGUCGUCAGCUUUCAGCUAGAGCGAUGCUUGUAAUUAGAGUUUUGGAUGUAAACGAUGUGCAUCCUACUAUUAUUGCAACUCCUCUAGCUCCAAUAUUAUCCAGUGGCGGCUUUUUUCCUAACUUGAUUGAAAAUAAUCAUGUGACAUCUGUUUUUGGAAUAUGGGAAAAUCAACUACCUGGUCAACCAGUCGCCAGUAUUCAUGUUAGCGAUCCUGAUACUGGUGACGGUGGAGUUGUAGCCUGCACAAUUACCAAUGAAUACUUUCGCUUGGUAACAGAACCAUCAACAUCAAGGUUGCCUUAUGAAAACGUAUAUGAUACUACCAGUUCAGAUACAAUGAAACCUGGCUUUAAUGUACCAAAUGUAAUAGAAGCUUUAUCUGGAUCUGCUACGUAUCAGCUCAUUUCUGCACAACGCUUAGACAGAGAGACUACUGCUCGACAUCAAGUUCUACUAACUUGUCGAGAUCAUGAUACAGUAAAACCACUAGUGUUUACAUAUCGACUAGACAUUGAAGUAAUGGAUGAGAAUGACAACCCACCAGUUAUAGCAUCCGACAAACUUGUAUUAACGUGUCCAGAAAAUGCAUCACCUGGAAGAGUUAUUGGUCGAUUAAAUGUUACAGACGCCGACAUAGGUGAAAAUGCGCGGUUACGCUUUUGGAUUGAUGAAGCUGAUGUGAAUUGGAUUAGCAUACAGUCUAAUACUGGUGAAAUUCGAGUUAAUACUGUAUUUGACAGAGAAUUGGAGCCUGAACGUACAUUCACCGUUUAUGUAUCUGAUUCAGGUGUGAAUGCACAUACAGCUUCAGCUGAAAUCAAAAUUCAAAUUUUAGAUGAAAAUGACCACACACCACAUUUUACAGAUUUAUACUUUUUCUCUAUACCAGAAAAUAGUCCACCUGAUACAGAAGUUGGUCAAAUUCAUGCUGUAGAUGAGGAUAUUGGAGAUAAUGGAAAGGUUCAAUAUUUUCUUCGUCAACCAAGUAGAGAAUUUGAUUUGGAUAAAAAUACAGGCAAAUUAACUGUACGAAAAAAUGUAAUCGAUAUUGGCAAGCAUCAUUCAAAUGAAUUAUUUGGAAAAUUCGUAAGUUUAUUAGACCGUGAACAAAAAGACACUUAUGAAUUAACAGUAUAUGCUGAAGAUUCUGGUAACCCAUCAAGACGUGCAAAUACAGUUAUACAUAUUAGUAUAUCAGAUGUAAAUGAUCAUGCACCAGAAUUUCGUUAUCCUACACCUCAUGGUACUGGAAGUCUACUGAAUAUAUCAUGUGCACAAUUAGGAAGUCAAAUUAUAGCUCACGUACAUGCAAACGAUUCAGAUACAGGACGUAAUGGAGAUAUUGAAUACAGUAUUAUUCGUCAAAACAGUAGAACGCAACUGCAAAAAGUUAAACGUAGUGGUGAUGACGAUUUACUAACAGAUGUUCAGGAGAAAUCAAAAAACAAAGUAUCCAAAGAUAAAAAUUCUCAGUCAAAUCAUACAGACUCACCGGACCUGAAAGAAACUACAACUGUUCAGGAUGGCGUAAAUAAAACUGUGGAGACUAAAAAUAUUUCUAAUACAAGACAUGUCAAGUGGGCUCCAUUAUCCCAAGUACUAUUAGGUGGACCUACAGAAGAACAUUUUGAUAUUGAUAGUUACAGUGGCCAAUUAUUUUUAAUUCAUCCUAUAUUUGAUUGCAGCCAACCAGUUGAUGUAAAAUUAUUAAUACAAGCAACUGACGGUGGUCAACCAUCAAAAUCAUCUACAGCUCAACUAACAUUACAUAUUUAUCCAGUGACUAUGAAAAAUGAAUUAGAUAGUGAGAAUAACCAAAAUACUAAUAAUAAUAAUUUUAUGAGUGUUACAGAUAUUCGACGUAAUUUAGAUUUUAAUCGACGUAUAAGUAGCAAUACAAAUGCAUGGACAGAUCACAAAAGUUCAAGGCCAAUAUACCAACGAGCUGGGUUCAGUGUUUCGUCUUCUGGUAUGACAAGUAAUCACAGAAACAUGACUAAUUAUCAUUGGCCAGCUAUUGUUGGCUUGAUUGUAGCUAUGAUUGUUUUAGUACUGUUACUAUGUCUUAUGUUAAUUAUUUUAAGAAGAAGAUUUAUUAUGGAUACGAGAAAGUUGCCCAAUAAAGCGGAAUCAAAAGGGAAUAUGGAUGGAGACAAAUAUCAAACAAUGGUUGGUAUGACUAUUCGUUCAAAUGACACAAUGCAAGAUAUCUAUAACAGAAGUGGUUCACAGGUUGGACAACCAUUACAUGAAAUAGUGAAUAAUUCUCAUUCAACAUUCUCAACAAAAACUGUAACACCACAUCCUGUUGAAGAAUUUAACUGUUCACCAAUAAGUACCAUGGUAUUUGAUACGCAUCAUCAAUCAUUAGUUGGGAAUAAUUUUUUUCGUACUCUACCGAUUUCUUCGUCAACUUCAACAGCAAUAAUAUCAUCAACACCAGCUGUGGCAUUAAACACUGGAGAAGUAGCGUUAAUUCAUCAUGAUUCUAUGCCCAUAAAUAAUCGAAAUAAUAAAACUACAACAAAUAUUAACAAUGUAUGCAAUGCAGAACAAUUGCAAUCAAUUUAUAAAGGACAGAACAGUGAACUUUAUGGAUAUGUUGAUCCACAGCAACGAAGGAAAAAUAUCAUAUUACAAGGUAAUACUUACCAAACGUUACAAACGAGACAACACCCUAAUUUACAAAAUAUGUCAUCAUUUAGUAGAAUCAUAACUGGAGAUUUUACAAAUACUAAUAACAAUAAUAAUUACAUUAUCAACAACAGUAAUAAUGACGCACUGAAAAGAUCAAUGACUCAAUAUCAUCAUCAGUAUAAAAAUGGACAGUAUACACCAUUACUCGAUAUGAACAAUCAAAGGCAUAUGUUGGAGCGCUUACAUUUAUUACAAGCAUCACAACCAAACUUAUGCAUAGGUUUUAAAGGCGAUGGAGAUGAUGUCGAGGAUGAAGAAGAAGAGGGCAACAGUAAUGAUAUUGAAAGCAAUAUCAAUAACAAUAGUCUAAUCGCUGAUGAUUGUCAUUCCUUUGGUCAUAUCCACAAGAAAGAAUCAUUUACACGCCAAGAGAGAGCUUUUAGUUUGACUAAUUUGAUUCCACAAAAAGCAGAAAUCUUAUCAUUCAAUGAAUAUAAUAAUAAUAGUAAUAAUUUUGAUGAACACCGAAAUAAUAAUACUACUAAUCAUACAAAUGAAUAUCAUGAAUCGAAAAACUGCAUGAAAUAUGAAUCCUCUUCACCAUCAGUUAAUAAACUGAUACAGCAUGGAGAAAAAGCACAACACCGGCCACAACAUGAACGAAUAGUAUUGAUAAAUAAUAAAAUAAAUAGAGUAAAGCAAAAUACUAUACCAACAACACUGCCAUCAAUAAAUACAUCAACAUCGAAUACAAAUCAAUGUAUUACAUUGAAAUCCAGUCAGUCAAAACACACAACAGAUGAUAUUGCAAACAAUCCAAACUCAAUUACUACUAGUGGGAGUAAUAAUAAUUCUUAUUGUACUGUUAGUUUUGUUUGAUCCGGUCAAAUAGUGUAAAUAAGUACAUAGAGAAGAAACUAAACAAUGAAGAAAGGAGGAAUUACAGAAAUGAAAAGAUACAGCAGGUUUAUUUUUUUAGACACUACCGACCAUUAUCAACAUUUUCGUUUGAAACGCUGAUCAAUAGAUUCCUGUUUUACAUUUCAUAUAUAUAUAAAUAUAAAUAUAUAUAAAUAUAUAAAUAUAUAUAAAUAUAUAAAUAUAUAUAUAUAUAUAUAUACAUAUAUAUAUAUAUAAUAGUGCAUCGCCACAACUUUCAUGUGUAAAUAAGUGUGUGUAUAUGUAUAUGUUUGUGAUUGCUUCGAUCGAGUGACGAUAAAAGGAUGAAACUUUCUUUUUAUUAAUAUAUUAUAAACCCAUCGGUGCAAGUAAAUGCAAAUGAAAAAAAUAUUAUAUUUAAUUAUUUUACGUAGGAAAUAACAACACUGAGUGUAUGUACAUGAGCUAAAUUCAUCACUUCCCCCCAACCCAUUUUCAUAUACCUCGAUCACCAUUUCUUACAGAUUUUUUUGUGUAAGCAUUGAAAAACAAACACGAAUAUUAUCUCUGGGAAAAAUUUGUAAAUAUAUCAGGCGGAAAACAAACAGUGGGAAUAUAAAUUGAAAUAAUAUUUUGAUGAACAUUGAAUGACCUCAAGAUUUUAUAGAAUUUACGAGAAAAAAGAAUGACAUUCAGAUGAGAACGAAAUUAUGUGUGUGUGUGAAAUAGAGGAAAUCAGCCAAAAUUGAAUGUUUUAGUCUAGUCAUUUUGUUGAGCUGAUUUCUCUCUUUGUCUUCCUUUAAUCACAACAUACAAAUAAAUAAGAAAUAUACAAAUACAAGAACACUCUCUCUGUAAAUGUAGUUAUUCCAAAUUUUCUCUCAUUUGCCUCAAAUAAGAAAAACUAAUCUAUAUAUUUUAUGAUAAAAAAAACUAUACAAAUCACCAAGAAAUUCAAACAUAACAAUGUACACACAUCGAACACUUACCAAGCAUGGUGUUCAAGACAAACAGAUAUCACCACCAAUAUGCAUAAUUGUAUGUAAAUCCGUAUAUAUAUAUUAAUUAGCAAGAAAGCAUAUAGGUACCAACAUCCACACACCCGAUUGAAACAGUAAGACAACAGAAAAGUCGACGCUUUUUUUAAAGAAAAAUAACCAUAAUGAUUUUAUUGAUGAUGAUGACAAUAAUCAUGAAAAUAACUAUUAUUGUUUACAAACUAUUCUUCUCAUUAAUACCAUUAUUAAUAAUAAUUACUAUUACUGUUGUCUUUAUUAUUGUUGUAUUUAUAAAUUAGAAUUCGGUACAAGAUAUUUUUGACAGAAUGAGAAAAAAAAGAAAAAACAACACUAAAAUGAAAUUAUACAUAUGUAUAUUUGUUUUAUCAUUUAAAAUGAUAUUCCAUACAUUCUCUUUUUAUUUUAUUAAAUAUUAAUGAUAAAUUAUUCAAUUAGCUCUGUUAAUUGUUUUUAAAUUUUCUCAAUUUUUUUUAAAAAUAAUUUUUGUUUUAAAAAUCAGAUGGAGAUAUGUUGAAAUAAAACAAGAGGGAGGAAGAGAGAAAGAAAGAAAACGAGUACUAAAUAGAUACAAAAACACAAUAAAAAUAGAAGACAUAGUGAGAGUGGGUACAAGAAUAAACCAUCUUUAUCCGUUAAUUUAUAAAACAAAAAGGAAACAAAAAUAUGAUUUAUACAAGAAAAAUUGUUUUCCGAAUAUUAUUUAUCCAUUUAUUAUUUGAAAAGUAUUCAAUUAUAUGAUGUUGGAAAGGAAUUAUAGAUAGUAAUAUAGAAAUCUAUGUAUAUAAAAUAAACUAAAUAAAUAAAACCGGAUGGCACGAUUAUGAAUAAGACUUAACAAAGAACGAUUGUCUUAAUAAGUUAUAUAAUACAGAAAAAAUAUACGUGAUACUGAUAUAUAUAACGAUACGGUGUAUUUUUUUUUACUGAGUUCGCUUUGGAGGAUAUUCAAUCACCAAUAUAAUUAUCACAAUUAAAAAAGCCACAAUUAAAACGGCUACGAAUAUGCAACAACAUCUUCGAGAUCUUUGCUACAAGUAAACAAAAAAAAAACAGAUGAACAAUUAUAUUUAAAAGAAAUGGUUGUUUAUCAUGUUUAUUAUUAUUUUACAAAACAUUAAUCAGUUUUAUUUUUGCUAAGUUAUGGGGAAAACAAAACAAAUGCACUAAGUACUACAACAAAAAAAAACAGUUUAUGCAUUUGUGACACUUAGAACAUACUUAUUGCUGAUUUACUUUCAAUUUCAUUUUAAU